Molecule: messenger RNA, 749 nt
Organism: Drosophila eugracilis
Lineage: Eukaryota; Metazoa; Arthropoda; Insecta; Diptera; Drosophilidae
Gene: Rcd4
Exons: 2
Coding region: 77-685 (202 amino acids)
Source: RefSeq, a predicted model, not a curated record
GUUGCUAAACACUCAAAUCAGUGUUGCUUGCUGUUUAUGAUCAGAGGGGAAUAGAAAAGUACUUUUGAAGUUCAAAAUGCCGCACAAACGCAAGUCUCGAGUUAAUAUGAACCAAAGGAACUCAGCCAAUCGGCGACUUCAAUCGGCACACCAGUCAUCAGCACCGCCGAAUGUCCACGUUAAACCCUGUAACGGCCGAGAGGGAGAGAUGUCGGCGCCGGGCAGUCCCAAAGCAAAAAGUGGCGGACAGACGUACCGGCGAGAAAAUCCAGUGCACAAGUUUUCCGAGCCACAGUACAACACCACCGUACGCAAACAAAAUGAGGUCCAUAUCAUAUCCGCCAUUAAGCUGGACACUAAUUUUCAUCCUGAUGAUUUGGCAGCCAUGGCACCAAAGGUCACCCAGAAGAUGAACUUUCCGCCCGACCAAACAGUUUUUAAAAAUCUGGUGCCCCUGAAUGUCAACGAUUCCGUGCUAUUGCCAAACAAGAUCAAGGCGGAUGUAUCGAAGGAAAAGCCGGUUAAAGAAACUGACCCAACCAAGGCUAAAAGCGAGCCCCAAUUGGCAGAUUAUGCCGAGAAAGUGGAACCAGUUGAGAUGGACAUUCCAGAACCACAGCUUCGUUUUGAUUGUACACAAGAGCCUUUUGAUUUUAUGGGCGCAUACAGGAAGAUCUAUUAUUAGUUAUUUUAUUCAUAAAUAUAUCCGAGUCUCAUAGCUUUUUAACCAAUAAAGUUCAUAACCACCA